AUGACUGCAUGCGACGAAAAUAUUGAAUAUAGUAAGGGGUACGAUUUAGAAGAAACUACUCAUGAUUUUUUCCCAUUCUUUAAAGUUUGCAACGAUGGUCGUAUUGAUAGGUAUAUCCUCACAACCCAGGUAGGUCCGGGUGUCGAUCCAUAUACCGGAGUCGAAACAAGAGACGUUGUAAUAUCAACCAACCCUAAAAUAUCGGGUCGGAUCUUCCUACCCAAAAUGGAUGAUACGGAUAGCGAAGACGAUAGUCCAAAGAGUAGGAAGGGUACUUUACCAUUGCUUGUACAUUACCAUGGUGGUGGGUUUUGUACCGGGUCAGCCUUUGGCCCAAUUAUCAAGCAAUUCCUGACCAAUUUGGUAUCCAUGGCCCAUGUGGUUGCUGUUGCUGUGGACUUUAGGCUGCCCCCAGAGCACCCCUUACCCAUUGCAUAUGAUGACUGUUGGGCCGCUUUCAAAUGGGUCGGGUCCCAUGCUAAUGGGAAUGGGCCGGAUCCUUGGUUGAAUGAGUACGCGGAUUUUAACCGGGUUAUUUUGGGUGGGGAAAGUACUGGAGCUAACCUUGCCCAUAAUGUAGCAAUUAAAGCUAGUGUUGAACCUUUAGACGGGUUAAAUCUUGAAAGUUUACUAGCUAUCCACCCGUUUUUCUCAACCAAACAACAACUGGAAACGGUAAUCAGCUAUAUAUACCCGUCAAUUAAGGGUUUGGAUGAAGAACCGAGGUUGAACCCGAGUGUGGAUCCGAGAUUGUAUAGGUUGGCAUGUGAUAAGGUGUUGAUUUGUGUUGCGGAAAAAGAUAGGUAUAGAGGAAGAGGUUUUAGUUACUUUGAUUCUUUAGAAACAAGGUGGGAAGGGAAGGUUGAACUUGUGGAAACAUUAGGAGAAGGCCAUUGUUUUCAUUUGCUUGAUGCUACCUCUCCUAAUAUCAAACCUUUGAUGGAUAAGCUUACUUCUUUUAUUAAAGAGGAUUAUUAA
Messenger RNA from Spinacia oleracea (spinach), 978 nucleotides. RefSeq names its product 2-hydroxyisoflavanone dehydratase-like. NCBI's taxonomy places the organism in Eukaryota, Viridiplantae, Streptophyta, Magnoliopsida, Caryophyllales, Amaranthaceae. The record is from RefSeq and is a predicted model, not a curated record. The transcript has a single exon. Bases 1 to 978 code for a protein of 325 amino acids. Gene Ontology annotation, molecular function: hydrolase activity.